Megalops cyprinoides (Indo-Pacific tarpon) is the source of this 2075-nucleotide messenger RNA. Its product is annotated as tyrosine-protein phosphatase non-receptor type 7-like. Gene Ontology annotation, molecular function: protein tyrosine phosphatase activity. Bases 169 to 1392 code for a protein of 407 amino acids. Lineage: Eukaryota; Metazoa; Chordata; Actinopteri; Elopiformes; Megalopidae. Gene Ontology annotation, biological process: protein dephosphorylation. The record is from RefSeq and is a predicted model, not a curated record. The transcript has 11 exons.
GGUGGCGUUCUUCCUAUUCUGUUCCGGAUCGCAAUAAUCUCAGCAGGACGCUUUAUUCCGGAUUUGUUAGAAAUUGUGCGCCCGGACCUCAGGCUGAAAGAGGGGAUUGGAGCAUGGAGGGGCUUCAGUGUUCCACAUAUAGUCUCCAUAAUUUGGGGCCUACACAGCAUGGUUGAGUUGUGUUCCUCUCAAGUUCCUGUUCUCUCCACGAGCCCCCAUUCUCACGCAAAUAUGGACCAACCUGCAGAUCCCCCAUCAGGCCUUCCACCAAAGGACCAGCCUUUGACCCCUCCAGCUGUGACAGCCCCUCGGAAACAAGCUCGUCUUCAGGAGAGGCGGGGCUCCAAUGUGUCUUUGGUGCUGGAUGUGAGCAGCUUAGGUACUGUAGAACCCCUGUGCUCCAUCUCCACACCCCGCGAGACCAUCCUUCACCUCCUCAGGACCAGCACACGCCCCCUGACUGCUGCCCAGCUCCAGGAAGCUGCUGGCCAAACAAACACGCUGGACAAAGAGUACCAGAAAAUCCCCCCAAACUUUGUAAAUUCAUCAGAGUUGGACAUCCCGGGCCACGCCUUAAAGGACCGCUACAAGACCAUACUGCCCAAUCCCGAGACUCGGGUGCACCUACAAAAACCAGGGGCUGAAGGGAAAGGAGAGAGCUACAUCAACGCAAACUAUGUCCGGGGUUAUGGCGGCAGUGCAAAGACCUACAUCGCUACCCAGGGACCAAUGGUCAACACUGUGGGGGAUUUCUGGGAGAUGGUGUGGCAGGAAGAUUCCUCCAUCAUUGUCAUGAUCACAGACUUGAAGGAGAAGAAGGAGAAAUGUGUGCUCUACUGGCCCAAGAAGGAGGGCAAGUACGGCAGGUUUGAUGUGAGAGUGACAGAUGUCGAAGAGUGUGAAGGAUACACCAUCCGAGACCUCACCCUACAGGUGGAAUCAGAGGUCAAGCAGGUGAGACACUACUGGUACUCAACAUGGCUGGAUCACCAGACUCCAGACUGUGCUGGUCCUCUGUUGCGGCUAGUCAAGGAUGUUGAGGAUAAAAGGAGGUCUCUCAGCAACCCAGGACCUACCAUUGUUCACUGCAGUGCAGGGAUUGGUAGAACUGGUUGUUUCAUUGCCAUCAGCAUCGGCUGCCUGCAGCUCCAGCACGCGGGAGAGGUGGACGUGCUUGGAACUGUCUGUCAGUUACGCCUUGACAGGGGCGGGAUGAUACAGACCAGCGAACAGUAUCAGUUUCUGUACCUGACCCUGGCCCUGUACAGCCGUCGGCUGGGAGAUGGACACUUGGGCUGGGAGAAUGACAGCAAGCAGUCGAACAGAACAUCUGAGGAGGACCAGCAUGCCUCACCACCAGCAAGGAAACACCAACAACACUGGUCCCCGUAGGUGCUGGAUGGCAGACUCUGUGAGAGGAUGAUGGCUCUGUCUUCAUCCAGGAUUUUUGUUUCAGAUGGCUUAUAGCUUACAGGUCUAACUAAAAAUAAUAAUAAUGAAACAGUAUACCAGUAAAAUGGGGGACAGGCUAUUGGAUUAGAAUUGUGAAAAUGUCAAAUCACAUUAUUGUAACCUCCUGAAGCAGGGGCAGAUCAACCUGCAUUUUGCCAAAUGUGUGCACACUGCUAAAUUUCAGCUGCAUUGAAAUCUGGAAACUGAGCCGAUGGUGUUCAUGUAAGUGCUCUCUGGAAUAUACUAGCAAUAGAGCCAACAAGCCAAGAGUGCCGGCGAGAGUGGCUUCCAUGAUGGAGAGCCAGGAGAGGAUCCUCUGAGUGUUUUCCCAGGUUAACGUCAGCUUCAAGUGCAUCACAGAGGUGCUCCUGUAGCAGCCAGUUAUUCAUGCCCCUUUCACUGAUUCAGCCGUAAGGGGAAGUACUGUCACAAUAAUUCUGAAUAAUUAAUGAAGAAAAACGUUUUAUUUAUAUUGUGCCGAAAUUAUGCUUAUUGCUUUUUUUGUGGACGUUUUAAAGAAACCCUCUUCACAGGACAACGGUUGAUCUUCUCAGACUGUACCAGCAUUCAGAAAACAAAACUGCAGUCUUCUCUUCUGUACCCUGGUUACAGAGCUCCAUGGU